AUGGAUUAUACAAGAGUGGCAAAUAGAAGUUGUUUAUUAAUUAUAGUUUAUAUUAUUUUUACAUUUGAUAGUCAGUUUGUAGAAACUUUAAAACUUGAAAUAAAAUGUUUAGCUUCUAGAAAUGAAAAAUGGAAUAAGAAUAAGAAUAUAUGUGUCACGUGCAAAGAUUGUAAUCCUGGAUCAUUUAGGAAUUUGAGCGAACCGUACAAUGGACGAACAGGGGACAAUGGAGACGAGCAAUGUAUACCGUGUAGUCCGUGUCCUGAUGGAACUUUCUCGGAGAACGGACGAGGGGAGUGCUCACAUUGUCGCACAAAUUGUACGGAGAUGAACAGAGAGUAUGAUUCAACUUGUUCGAAAACACAGGAUGCCAAAUGCCGGAACUGUUUGACAAAUUAUGAAGAUACUUACGGGCAUUUUCUUUUCCCAUGUAGCCCGAAAAAAGAACAUAAGGAACUUAUUCCGCCGAAGGGAGAGACGCCUAUCCGUCCGGAUAAUGGAGAGAAAGAAACUGCUGGAGAUAAUCCUAUAGAUUCAACAGGUAUAUCUCUCCUUUUGUAAUGCCGGGCCGUCUUU
Molecule: messenger RNA, 576 nt
Organism: Ruditapes philippinarum (Manila clam)
Lineage: Eukaryota; Metazoa; Mollusca; Bivalvia; Venerida; Veneridae
Exons: 3
Coding region: 1-561 (186 amino acids)
Molecular function (GO): protein binding
Source: RefSeq, a predicted model, not a curated record